Molecule: messenger RNA, 1233 nt
Organism: Mycena citricolor
Lineage: Eukaryota; Fungi; Basidiomycota; Agaricomycetes; Agaricales; Mycenaceae
Source: the annotation of a GenBank genome assembly
AAAAGCUCGCUUGUGUUCAAUACCCAGUUCCCCCACUCUACUUGCCCCAGCAUGGCUACCUCCACCACGCUCUCCUCCCAGUCCUACGUGUUCGACCCACGACCGAACUACCCCCUCCUGCUCACCGCCAAACGCUACUGGGACCCCGCAUCUCGACCGGACCCGGAUGCGGCGACCUUGAUAUGCGGGCACGCGGCAGGCUUCCACAAGGAGCACUACGAGCCGAUGGUGCAGGACAUGUACGCGCUGCCUGGGGGGCGGCAGCGCAUCCGCGAGGUGUGGGCGGUCGACGCGCCGAAUCACGGCGAGGCGGCUGUGCUGAACGAGGAGAUGCUGCAGUGGGGGUACGAACCGUCCUUCGGGUGGCAGGACUACGGUCGUGCGCUGCACGCGUUCGUCGCCGGCCUUGGCACGGGAGUGGACGUCGACUUCUCGAAGCGCCGAUUAGUCUUCGUGGGCCAUUCCUGGUCUGCAGUCGCGUUCACGCUUGCGCUGACGUACCAACCGCCGAUCAAACCCGACGCGCUGGUGCUGCUGGAGACCAUGUGCGUCAAGAACGAACCAACGCGAGCGAUGAAGAACUUUCUCGCCGGAGGCGCGGAGAAACGACGAGACAUCUGGGCUUCGAAAGAAGACGCCUACAAGAUGUUCAAGUCGCGUCCGUCCUGGCAGAAAUGGGACGACCGAGUCUUGAAGCUGUAUGCGGUGAGCGAGGAUCCUGUUCUUUUCAUGUCGCUCAAAUUGAAGGGAUCGAAGGAAUACGGCCUGCGGUCACUUCCCACCCUGGAAUAUCCCGAUAAACAUUCUGGAGUGACACUCACCUGUUCCAAGCGACAGGAGGCAGCGGUGUACCGUGACGUCAUGGGAAGUUCGAUUGUCUACAGGACUAUGAAAUCUAUCGUGAAGGAUAUUCCGGUUCAUGUGAUCUGGGGUGCAGCAGAUGAUUACAUCCCUCGCUCUGACAAGGAUGAGUUGAUUCAGAGUGCCAUGGGCGGAGAGAGGAAUCUGGCAUCACUGAACAGAGUCCCUGGUGCCGGACAUCUGAUAGCGCAAACGCACCCACGGGAAUGUGCCCAACUGCUGGUCGACGUCGUUUUGAAGCCAAAAAUGGAAAAAGCAAGACUGUAACAUGUAACAUUGCUAUUAGAAGGGUGCUUCAAUCACAGGUAGUACGCUCCUGUCUACUUUUACAGAAUUAGAAAGCUCCAAUCGAAACUAAGCAUCAUUAUUUUC